Molecule: messenger RNA, 1190 nt
Organism: Callorhinchus milii (elephant shark)
Lineage: Eukaryota; Metazoa; Chordata; Chondrichthyes; Chimaeriformes; Callorhinchidae
Product: T cell leukemia homeobox 3
Exons: 4
Coding region: 182-1093 (303 amino acids)
Biological process (GO): regulation of transcription by RNA polymerase II; animal organ development
Cellular component (GO): nucleus
Molecular function (GO): DNA-binding transcription factor activity, RNA polymerase II-specific; RNA polymerase II cis-regulatory region sequence-specific DNA binding
Source: RefSeq, a predicted model, not a curated record
GGGCUCAAAGUGAUGAAGCUUCCUCUCGUUGCCCAUCAGCACUGCCCAACCUGACCCAAGUCCGGCUUAUGGAUGUGUCUUAGUGGCAAGGCGCUUUGUCCAAGGUCCAGCUCGUAGCACCAGGAGAAAGGUUUUUGUUUUGACAAAAAAAAAAGCACCAAAGUCGCCUUGUGUGUCGAGCAUGGAUCAGCCCGGGAGCACUCAGACACAGCCUCAGCACGAACCCAUCAGCUUCGGGAUCGAUCAGAUUUUGAGUAGUUCCGACCAGGAGAGCUGUCUCCAGCCCAGCAGCAGGAUAUCAGAGCCUGGCUACUUGGGGAGUCCCAUCAACGGCACAUACUCUUCUCUCGCAUCCGCCUUCCCGGGUAUUGGGGCAUACGAGGACCCGACCGGUCUGCCCGGAUCUUACAGUGUUAACCUGAGUAUGAAUGUGAACGGCCUGGCGUCGGCUGGUGUGAUCAGGGUCCCCGCACACCGACCCAUUCCCCACGGCCCAGUGGGCAGCGGCAUGCCCACCAUGCCAGCCAUGCCCAGCAUCGGCAGUGUGGCCGGACUCAACAGCCUCAACUUCCCCUGGAUGGAGAGCAGUCGGCGCUUUGCCAAGGACAGACUGGCAGCGGCUCUCACGCCGUUCACAGUGACCAGGAGGAUCGGGCACCCGUACCAGAACAGAACCCCUCCCAAGAGGAAGAAACCUCGUACCUCCUUCACCCGUAUCCAGAUCUGCGAGUUGGAGAAAAGGUUUCACCGUCAGAAAUACCUGGCGUCGGCCGAGAGGGCCGCCCUGGCCAAGUCCCUCAAAAUGACAGACGCUCAGGUGAAGACCUGGUUCCAGAACAGGAGGACCAAGUGGAGGCGACAGACUGCAGAGGAGAGAGAAGCAGAGAGACAGCAGGCCAACAGAUUGAUGCUGCAAUUGCAGCACGAUGCUUUUCAGAAAUCCUUAAGCGAAUCCAUCCAGCCCGACCCCCUGUGUCUGCACAACUCUUCCCUGUACGCACUGCAGAACCUGCAGCCCUGGGCAGAGGAUGGCUCCAAGAUUACAACCGUCACCUCUGGAUUGGAACGAUCCAUUGAAGACACUUAUUGGUGACCUGUGUGUGAGGGACAGACCCCGUGAUGUACAGGAAGCAUGCGACUGAGAUUUUUUUUUUCUAAAUGUAUGGAUUCACAUAUAAAUCCACCAUUUA